Molecule: messenger RNA, 1423 nt
Organism: Habropoda laboriosa
Lineage: Eukaryota; Metazoa; Arthropoda; Insecta; Hymenoptera; Apidae
Gene: Tango14
Product: dehydrodolichyl diphosphate synthase complex subunit Nus1
Exons: 4
Coding region: 276-1034 (252 amino acids)
Cellular component (GO): endoplasmic reticulum membrane; dehydrodolichyl diphosphate synthase complex
Molecular function (GO): ditrans,polycis-polyprenyl diphosphate synthase [(2E,6E)-farnesyl diphosphate specific] activity
Source: RefSeq, a predicted model, not a curated record
GGUACGCCAAUUAGUAACAUAACUAGAUGAUGAAACGUUCAUGUAAUGUAACGAAUAACAUGUCGAGUUUUAGUGUUCCUCAUCGACAGAAGAGUGCGUACGUCAUUCAACGUGAGCAGGUGCACACGUGAGGUGACCGUCUGCUAGACGAGUCAGUGGUUAGGUGCACGAGUCUCCUCGUGACGUUCCCCCGGGUAGUUUUGAAAAGCAGUUGUCUUUUCACCAGUUUCGCCAGUGAUUAUGUUACAUAGAGCCGCGGAUCACUGGACGGCAUUAUGGUCACAGUAUUUCGCAUAUUAUUAAUACUACUCCACUUUUCAUGUGACUUACUUACUGCGGUUCAUAAUUGCUUCAUGAUCCUUCACCGUAAGUGUAUCGAGAUCUGGUACGGCGAAAACUUAAGGACAGAGGUCGAAAUGCUGACGCGUACCGCGAACAGAAUGAAAAAUUUACCGAGACAUAUAGUGGUCAUUUUCGGCGCGAAGGAAGAUGAUAUAUUAUUCGAUUGCAUACGAAUUAUUGGAUGGUGUAUUACGCUUGGUGUACCGUACAUCAGUUUCUUUGAUAUCAACGGUUUCUUAGUCCGAAAUGAAAGUUUGCUGAAAUACGAACUUGCAAAUAGACGGCCUGAUCUAAUGGAGCGCAUAAAUUGGGGUAAGCCCAAUGCAAGAUUUGCACAGAAUGGAAUAACCGAUUCCAAGUCAAAAACACGGGUAUGUUUAUUGUCUUGGCUGGACGGAAAAGGGGAAAUAGUAACAUUAACGAAAACAUUAGCUGAAGCUGUCGUUACGGGAACGAUUAAGUCGGAAGAAAUAGAUAUUGAUUUACUUGAUGAAAAAUUAAAUUCACGGGGAAUCCCAGACCCUGAUUUGGGAUUAAUUUAUGGCCGCCUUUGUUCCACGUAUGGUGUUUUACCUUGGCAAACACGUAUAACAGAAUUUUUCUCGUUACCAUUACACAUUAGCCUAACUGCGAAAGAUUUCGUACAUUUGCUGGAGAAGUACAAUAAAUGCGAACAACGAUAUGGGAAAUAACUGGAAUUGUUGUUCUUCAGUUGUGUAAAGCUUUUUGAUUCCCCGAAAAAAAAAAAAAGAAAAAGAAACAAAAUGAAACAAGAAAUAGUUUUUAAGGAGACUUUACGAAGACUGAACUUAAAACAAUUUACAGAUACUAUUUUAUAAGUGGUUGCGUGCUAAUAAACUUACAACAGUGAAGCUAGCACCUCUGUGUGGCGCAAGUGUCGUUUUGUGUGGCGAUUUUAACGUGUAUCGAUAAGAAGGAAUUUAGGUAGCUUAAUUUCAAGAGAUUCUCGCGAAUAUGAAGAAAGGAAAAUUCCACAAAACUUUGCAAAAGUGAAACCUCCUAAUAAUAUUUUUAAUUAUGUGAAAUAGAACAAUUAUUUUGACAUAAGGUAUUGAUAAUA